This is a messenger RNA of Blastomyces dermatitidis ER-3, 1181 nucleotides long. RefSeq lists its product as uncharacterized. The coding region runs from base 482 to 694 and encodes 70 amino acids. Lineage: Eukaryota; Fungi; Ascomycota; Eurotiomycetes; Onygenales; Ajellomycetaceae. The record is from RefSeq and is a predicted model, not a curated record. The transcript has a single exon.
UUUUAUUUGUCUGGUCACUUUCCCAUUUUCCCUCUCUCCUCUCCUCUCCCGAGCUCCCUCCCUCCCUUGCCGAUUUUCUCUACCACUCCUCCCUCCCUCACUCACGCCUGGGAGAAUUUGUAUAUCAAACGAACCACGGCAAACCCUUCUUCCUCCAGUGAUUCAUCAUCUGUUCAUGGAUCAUUUCUAAGGCAACUCAACUCCCUUGCUUCCCCCCUCCCCCCUCCCCUCAAAGCAGAACAUACGCCCUCCUACAUGGAUAAUAUAUAUAUCCGACUUAACUCCAGCAGGCGUCCCACGUUUGCCUUAUAAACCACUUCUUCAGCAGUGGCAGGCAGAGCGUCCUUCUUUAUUAAUUAUAACUUAUCACUUACAUCCAUCCACAGGACCUAGCAGCACACUUCUAUGCCCUCUGUUUUUUCCCCCUUUUGACCAGCAGCUAUACAACCUACUGACUUGACUUGAGCGGCAACAGGAGAGCAUGAAAAGCCUAUUGAGAGGAGCCACUUGUGAUGAAUGGCGUUUUCUUUUUCCCUUUCUGACACAGGUUUUUCAGAGAAUAUAUCAAUCCCCUCUCCCUACUAUAAUAAUACUUAUGAGACUUGUCUACAAACAGCAAACAGCAGGAAAGCAACUCAGCCAUCCUUCGUCCACCCUCUGCCCUUUCUUCUGUUAUUUCUUCCAAUCAUGUUGACCUGUCUACUCUACCAGUCUAUCAUUUGAGACAAUCUUCUUCUUCUACUUUUUUUUUCCCUCCGUUCUGUUUAUUUUUAUUUCCUCCUAGCCGAUUAGAGAGAAAAAUUCCUGACCACAGUAUCCUUACUAACGAAACACACACAACCAGACGGAGAGAGAAAUUCCCACAGAAUAGGCGAAAAAUAUACAGUGUGGGUAACAAUAUCGAUGCACAGCGUGCAGGGCACUAAUCAGGACUAGAAGAAGGCUAAAGCACAGCACCACCGCACCCACCUAGGUAGGGUAGGUAGGGUAGUGGGGGAGAAGGGAAGGGAAGGAAGGGAAGGCAGGCGCGGGGGCCAGGGGGGGUUAAGCAGCUAACUUGAACCCGGACUGCGCUUAUACCUUCUCCCCCAGGCCACACCCGUCCGUCUACCCCUUUUUAUUUCCUUUUUCCCUUUUAUUUUCUACUCCAUUUUCCUUUUCUUCUCCGCGGCCAAAAAAAU